Passer montanus (Eurasian tree sparrow) is the source of this 2227-nucleotide messenger RNA. RefSeq names its product acyl-CoA synthetase family member 3 (gene ACSF3). The coding region runs from base 16 to 1785 and encodes 589 amino acids. Lineage: Eukaryota; Metazoa; Chordata; Aves; Passeriformes; Passeridae. Gene Ontology annotation, molecular function: medium-chain fatty acid-CoA ligase activity. Gene Ontology annotation, biological process: fatty acid metabolic process. The transcript is spliced from 10 exons. The record is from RefSeq and is a predicted model, not a curated record.
CUUUCCUGCUCCGGGAUGUGCCAGUCGCUCCAGCCCGGCCGUGCUGGCAGGAUGCUGCUCCCCCUGCUCUUCCCCCAGCUGUGCCGGCCCCUCCGCUGCCUCCUGCGGGGUGGCAGGAGGGCUGGCUGUCCCCACAGGGCUCUGCACACAGCCCGGGCCACCUGCAGCAGCGACAUCACCCCUGUGUUCACCAGGGCCCUGGCUUUUGGGGACAAAGUGGCCAUCGUUGACCAGCACGGGGAGCACACGUACCGGGAGCUGCUGAGCCGGAGCCUCCGCCUGUCCCAGGAGAUCUGCAGGCUCCUGCAGUGCCCCAGCAGGGACCUGAAGGAAGAGAGGAUCUCCUUCCUGUGCCCCAACGAUGCCUCCUACGUGGUGGCCCAGUGGGCCUCGUGGAUGAGCGGGGCCAUAGCCGUGCCCCUGUACAGGAAGCACCCUCUGCCCGAGCUGGAGUACGUGAUCCAGGACUCGCAGAGCGCCCUGCUCAUCGCGGCCCAGGAGUUCCUGAGCAAAAUAACCCCCAGCGCCCAGAAACUGGGAGUCCCCGUGCUGCCACUCCCCACGCCUGGUGCUGGUGGAUCCACGAGCCCUGCAGCCACGGAGGAGGGGCUCUUGCCAAGCUGUUCCUCGUGGAAGGACAGAGGGGCCAUGAUCAUCUACACCAGCGGGACCACGGGGAGGCCCAAGGGUGUCCUCAGCACCCACGAGAACGUGCAGGCUGUGACCACGGGGCUGGUUGAGAAGUGGGAGUGGAAGAAGGAGGACGUGAUCCUGCACGUGCUGCCUCUGCACCACGUCCACGGGGUGAUCAACAAGCUGCAGUGCCCGCUGUGGGUGGGAGCCACGUGCGUCAUGUUCCCGGAAUUCAGCGCGCACACGGUGUGGAAGAAGCUCCUGAGCUCCCAAGCUCCCCGUGUCAAUGUGUUCAUGGCAGUGCCCACCAUCUAUGCCAAGCUGAUGGAAUAUUAUGAUGAGCAUUUCACCCAGCCCCAGGUGCAGGAUUUCGUGCGUGCCUUUUGCCAGGAGAACAUCAGGUUAAUGGUGUCAGGCUCAGCAGCCCUGCCUGUGCCUGUCCUGGAGAAGUGGAAGAGCAUCACGGGGCACACCUUGCUGGAGAGGUAUGGGAUGACUGAGAUUGGGAUGGCGCUUUCCAACCCUUUGCAUGGAGUCCGUGUCCCAGGUUCCGUGGGGACGCCGCUGCCCGGCGUGGCCGUGCGCAUCGCCAGCGAGACGCUGCGGGACGGCGCUCGGUGCUACACCGUGCACGCGCAGGGCGACGAGAGCUGCACUCAGGUGACCCCGGGCCUGGAGGGACAGGAGGGGGAGCUGCUGGUGAAGGGCCCCUCGGUGUUCCGUGAGUACUGGAACAGACCCAAGGAGACGGCGGAUGCCUUCACGGCCGACGGAUGGUUCCGGACAGGAGACACAGCAGCCUACAAGGAUGGAGUGUACUGGAUCAAGGGCCGCACCUCCGUGGACAUCAUCAAGAACGGGGGGUUCAAAGUCAGCGCGCUGGAGGUGGAGCGGCAGCUCCUCGCACACCCCCACAUCACAGACGUGGCGGUGAUCGGGCCCCCGGACGCCGUGUGGGGGCAGCGGGUCAGCGCCGUGGUCAAGCUGCGCCGGGGGGAGAUGCUCUCCGUCAGGGACCUCAAGGACUGGGCCAGGGACACCAUGGCUCCCUAUGCCAUCCCGACAGAGCUGAUCGUGGUGGAGGAGAUCCCGCGCAACCAGAUGGGCAAAGUCAACAAGAAGGAGCUCCUGAAGCGCUUCUACCCAGCCUAGUGCCCCCCGGGGGGCUUGGCCCUGAUCCACGGCCCUUCUGCCCCUGAGGAGGAGCCAAGGGAUCAUCCCUGGCAGCUCGGGGCUCACUGCAGCCUCGUCCUUGGGUAAUGCCCAGUAAAAGCAGGAUUUGUGCUGCCUGGCUGAGCUGAGCCAGAGCUGCAGAGUCAGGCUCUCCUUGUGGGGAGCCCUUCCCCGGAAUCACAGAAUCACAGAAUGGUUUGGGUUGGAAGGGACCUUAAAGUCCAUCCAGUGCCACCCCCUGCCUUAGGCAGGGACAGCUCCCACUACCCCAGGGUGCUCCAAGCCCUGUCCAGCCUGGCCUUGGAUGCUUCCAGGGAUGGGGCAGCCACAGCUGCUCUGGGCACCUGUGCUAGGACCUCUCCAGCCUCACAGGAAUGAUUUCCCAGCAGAAAUAAAGAAUAAAUCCAAAAUCACACAUAAA